Molecule: messenger RNA, 2080 nt
Organism: Morus notabilis
Lineage: Eukaryota; Viridiplantae; Streptophyta; Magnoliopsida; Rosales; Moraceae
Exons: 10
Coding region: 40-1596 (518 amino acids)
Source: RefSeq, a predicted model, not a curated record
CAAAAAAACAAAAAAACAAAAAAAACAACGACAACAACAAUGUCGUUUGGAAUUGGAGCUCCCAACCACGUUCGGUGGUACGACAUGAAGAGAGCCGACAAGUUUCGGCGGAGGCAGAGAGACGUGAGAGCCUCAAUCGGCGUGGCGGUGGAGAAGAACAACGACAAGCGAUUCUCCAUCUGUACGGCCGACGAGCUUCACUUCGUCGCCCUUCCCAACUCCGAUUGGCGACUCGCUCUCUGGCGCUACCUUCCUUCUCCCAAGGUGCAGAGAAGGAAUCAUCCGCUGUUGCUUUUAUCUGGAAUAGCGACGAAUGCCAUUGGAUACGAUCUCUCUCCCGAGUGUUCAUUUGCUCGUUACAUGUCUGGCCAUGGAUUUGAUACUUGGAUUCUUGAACUCAGAGGUGCUGGAUUGAGCACUCUUGGUGUGGACUUGGACAAAGUUAAGCAGCCCAUCUCCGAGAACAUAAAUUUCUCACGCAAUUAUGGAAAAGACGGUGUCUCUCCUUCAGGGUGGAAAUCCACUGUAAACCUUUAUGCUUUUGCUGAUUCUGAUAUUUCUGCUGUGGAAAAGAGGACACAUACCAUGUUGGAUAAACUGCAAUUGGGAUUGACACAAACUUUUAUGCCUUUCUCUGAGAGAAUAUCAAGUUUUCUUAAUGAGGGUAUGUUGGGAGCCUGUCAAAAUUCUGUUAGCCAAAUUACUGAUCCUAGUCAGUGGCUUGUAAAUAUCAUAAAAGAAAGUCAAAUAUUAGUCCCUUCGCAGUUUCUGGGUGCGGCAGAGAACUUUAAUACUACUUUAGAAGAUCUGCAGCAACAGUUUGAGCUAAUCUUCAAGUGUGACUGGGAUUUUGAUCACUUUCUUGAUGAAGAUGUGCCUGCUGUGAUGGAGUACAUAAGAAAUCAAUGCAAACCAAAGAACGGCAAGUUGCACGCAAUUGGUCACUCAAUGGGGGGUAUCUUGCUAUAUGCUAUGCUCUCAAAAUGCAGUUUCAAAGGGAACGAUUCUGGAUUGGCAUCAGUAACUACAUUGGCAUCCUCACUUGACUACUCAACUUCAAGAUCAUCACUCAAAUUACUUUUACCCCUGGCAGACCCUGCACAGGCUCUAAAUGUUCCUGCCAUUCCUGUAGGCGCAAUACUAGCUGCUGUUCAUCCUUUUGUAUCCCGUCCUCCUUACGUUUUGUCUUGGCUGAAAGGUCAAGUUUCUUCUGAAGAAAUGAUGCAACCAGAGUUGUAUGACAAGCUUCUUUUGAACAACUUUUGUACUAUACCUGCUAAGCUCCUGUUGCAGCUAGCAUCGGCUUUCUACAAGGGCGGUUUACGUGAUAGGAAUGGGACAUUCUUUUACAAGGAUCAUCUACACAAAACCAAUGUACCUGUACUAGCCAUCGGAGGAGACCAGGAUCUAAUUUGUCCUCCAGAAGCCAUUUAUGAAACAGCAAAGCUCAUUCCUGAGCAUAUGGUAACUCUCAAAAUUCUUGGAGAACCCGGUGGCCCUCAUUAUGCUCACUACGAUGUCGUAGGAAGUCGUCUGGCCCCAGACCAAGUUUAUCCUCAUAUAACUAAAUUCCUCAAUCAUAACGAGAGGGCUUGAUUCUUCUAAGGUUCUACCCUUGUUUCCUGUACACAAGUGACAAUAAAUACCAUUUUUUUUUUCACUCGAUUAGAAAGCGAACCAGUUAAUUAUACUCAGAAGACGGUCAAAAACCUUAUGGAUAUAGGAUCUGUCACUACUGCAGAUUGUUAAGAAACAAGAUAGCAAAUAGUAUGAUACAAUUAAUGCAGCAGUUAAAAUACAUCUGCAAGAAGCUACAAGCUUCUUGUUCUAGCAGUUUAUGGGGUAAAAUAUAUACAAGUCCUUGUAACAGUAUUAUCCACUUAUUACACAAACAUUUAUGAGAACUUAAUGUUAAAAAGUGUCUUGUCAAGGUUUGUAUCCUUGGCUAAUAGAUAUGUAUGUCAAACACUUGUAUGGAAUCCAUUUAUAGCCUUAUAAAUCUUCAUUUUCCUAUCAUUUUCAGAGCUUCAGUGAAUUAAUUACUAUUUUGCUCGUUCGUUUGAAUCCGACGUGUUAAUGA